GGCAUUCCCCGAGAGCUGAGGACGGACAAUGGAACGCACUUUAGAAAUGUGCAGGUGAACAGAUGGUGUGAACAAUAUGGGGUGAUGAGAGUGUAUUCACCACCAUACACACCACAAGCAAAUGGUGUUGCUGAACGUACCAUUGGCUUGGUCAAAAGCUGGCUAGCUAAAAACGCUAACUCGAAGGAAUGGAGCCUCAAAACGGUCGAGAUAGGCCGUGCCCUCAACGAUCGAGAACGUGAAGGAAGACCGUCCCCUUCUGACGAGUUAAACCAACACCCCUUUGUGACUGAAGAGUUGGGGAGGAGUCAGGAGGUGGACCCAGCCAGCACAGAGGCAUGCCCAUUCUCGGUGGGGCAGAAGGUGUGGCUUAAAGCCAGAGACCAACCCAGUACAAGUGCAGUCAAACCAAAGUAUGAUGAGGUCGACUCUGUGAUAAAAGUGUUGGACCAGAACACAGUGCUGCUAAAGAAGAAAGGAAUCCAAGGAGUWGAGCAGCUGAAACCAGCCCUAGGCUAAGAAACCAGAAAUGAACAUGGCCAUGAACCUCGAUGACUCUCCACCACCCUACAUUCGAAUGGCCACGAUUAAUGGGUUGGUAAUCAUGCGAAGAAGCACAGUGGGUAUUUGGGUCGGAAGGGCCCUGAAGACCCUCGAAUAUGCAAAAAUUGGAUAUCUGUCACCGGAUCCAGAAACAGUGGAAUGGAGCCACUGUAACAAAGGAUGUGUGGUCUGCCUGGAUGMAGGUAAUUUUGAGACCGUGUGGGUUGGACCCGGUUAUGAGAAACCGCUCUCCCCCCCAAGGUCUAACGUCGACCUGAUAGGAAUCAGAAGGAGCCCAGUAAAGGUGAUGGAAGCCUUUAUCUGUGGAACAUGCAGAAUUGAUACUCURCCCAGGAUCACCCUGAUCGUUCAGUGGGACCGGGAUGGGGCAAUACCCAAAGGAUGUGGUUGUUCUUGGGAUGGAAACAAGCUG
Molecule: messenger RNA, 976 nt
Organism: Austrofundulus limnaeus
Lineage: Eukaryota; Metazoa; Chordata; Actinopteri; Cyprinodontiformes; Rivulidae
Biological process (GO): DNA integration
Molecular function (GO): nucleic acid binding
Source: RefSeq, a predicted model, not a curated record